UUUCUUUCAGUCGACGAGUCGAGCAGUUCUUUCUCCAUUUCCAGGUUGACCACUAUGCCGCAGCCCGCUCGGUUUCUCCCAAGGAGGGCUGUCCGCGCGGUCCUCCCUCUCAGACUCUCCAACAGAAACCCUCGAGCACACUUCCUCUGCGAGCACCAAAUAUUCUCCCUCACAGCACGCCAAUUCACGACGACACGGCACCGAGAUGCAGCUAUGGGUGGACUUCGAGACGUCAAUUACAAUUCGGUGAUGCCAAAAGUACAUUCGUCCAAGACUCAGAUGGCCAAACAGACCGCGGGAAAAGAAAGGUCAAUGCCCGACGACUUGGGCAGAAUGCCCAAUUCUCUGGUCAUGGCCCCUUCCUCAAACCUACCUAGCUGGCUCCCUCCAACUUCAAGCAGACGACUUCGACUUAAGUGGUUCCAGCUCAAAACAGCUGUACAGUCAUGGUUCAGCAUAUUCUACCUGCUAUACUGGGAUGCGCCCAAGGACCCUGUCACGAACAAGAAAAUUCGCAAACCCUUGGAAUUAUCUGAAAGGGCCACGAUUGCCAAGGGGCUGCACCAACAGUUCAACAGGGCGCUCGCGGCUGGUGACACGGCCACCCUCGAGAAAAUCGCUUGUGACGGAGUCCUUGCCAAAGCCAAGUCACGCAUCCAACGACGCAAGAGAGUGGGCGCGAUCGAACAAUGGAAACAUAUGAAAUAUUUGGGGAUUGACUACCCACAAUGGCUGCAGCGGUGGCCGAUCUCUGUUCUUCUCCCGAACGCCAGCGCAAGAGUCCUAACCGACAGAAUGGCGCCUCUUCCCUUUCCGAAGUCGUCGUUCCGACAAUGUACGGUGCGCAUCAGCUCAUGUCAGUGGUGCAAGACUGCUUCCAUGCAGUACGGCCAGAUCUUCAACAGGACAGAAUACGUGGUGAUCCAGAAGCUGGAGAUCAAUGGCAAAGAAGGCGACUGGAAGUUUUGGGGAACAGUCGAUCCGAACACGAUGGAGGAGAUUGACAAGAUGAUGGAGGGCCAAAAGGGUCAAGAUACUCUGGCUGCCAGAUUCAGAGAACAAUUAUCCACCGUGACUGGCGGCUUUGGCGGCAUGUCAGGUUAGGCGUUCUGACGGGAGGUGAUGGUGGCCGGGCGGGCGCAGGCUGUCGAUGCGAGAGUUCAAGGGGAAAGAUUUUCCACCCUGCUAGUAACAUUCACAUUCUCAUUCAGAGCUCAUUACAAGCAAGCCAUGAUUGAAAUGCAGGCUCGAUUGGAAUAUUAAGCCUCUGCAACGGUAUACCCCGACCAUCGCCAUUGUUCCUGUCCUCCUCGAUACAACGCAAGCAAAUGUUGUACGAAACAGGCAGUGGUUACUUCGAGGAAUACCAUGGCCUCACCAGCCUGAAGCUCUGUCGCAUUUCUCGGCCCCAGAAGCGUUCCGACAACCACCAGGCGACGACCUGAGGUCGCAAAGUCGACGUCAUCCUCGGGAGGAAGUGGUUCGGCGUGGACUUGGACACGCAAGCUGCAGUUGAGACUGAGAUUCAUGACUAAGUACGGCGACAAUAUGUCACUGGCUGGCCUUGGCCUUGUCGUCCAGCAACGAGGAGACGACUUCCAUCGUUGUGGACCUUGUUGACCGCUUCCCCGUACCGGCGACCUGCUGGCCAUUGGCGACACUGAGACCAGUCGACUUUCUUCAUUGGGGCUGAAUAUUUUGGAUCGAAAUAAUCCAGCAGCCAUGGGACGGUAUGUGGACCAGGCCGUGACCAUGUUGUAUAGAAUAACGGGUAGGAGGAGCCUGCGUCCGGAGUACCUGAAUCAGGGCUAAGGUAGUGGGUAGUUAACAAGUCUGUCUAUCAAUGUGAAUUUUACAAUUAC
Molecule: messenger RNA, 1862 nt
Organism: Exophiala xenobiotica
Lineage: Eukaryota; Fungi; Ascomycota; Eurotiomycetes; Chaetothyriales; Herpotrichiellaceae
Exons: 2
Coding region: 55-1104 (349 amino acids)
Cellular component (GO): mitochondrion
Source: RefSeq, a predicted model, not a curated record